This is a messenger RNA of Armigeres subalbatus, 1099 nucleotides long. RefSeq names its product ubiquinone biosynthesis O-methyltransferase, mitochondrial-like. Gene Ontology annotation, molecular function: 2-methoxy-6-polyprenyl-1,4-benzoquinol methyltransferase activity. Gene Ontology annotation, cellular component: mitochondrion. Bases 104 to 1021 code for a protein of 305 amino acids. The record is from RefSeq and is a predicted model, not a curated record. NCBI's taxonomy places the organism in Eukaryota, Metazoa, Arthropoda, Insecta, Diptera, Culicidae. Gene Ontology annotation, biological process: ubiquinone biosynthetic process. The transcript is spliced from 4 exons.
CAUAUGCUCCUAUCAGUCUCUAUUCAGCAGCCCAUUUGCAACGUUCUUCACAUUAGGAGUCAGUCGCAUUUUCGCUGGUUUGGUUUGAAUCGAUACCGGCAAAAUGAGUCCAUUCUACGGAAUUUAUAUAAUUCUGGGCAUAGUGUUUAAAAUAUUAGAAAGUAUUAUCCGACUUCUGAAGCUCAAUACUGUUGGAGAAUUAUUGGAGAAAAACUUUGGAAUCUCCAUUAUUGGACUGAAUGACAACCGCCCGAAAGAAGAUGCACCGAAAGAUAGUGUUAGCAAAACGGAGAUUGCGCACCUAGCGAAGAUGGUUGAAACGUGGUGGGAUGCCAAAGGUCCAGCCAAAAUGUUGCACACUUUCCAUCAAGUCAGAGUUCCAUUAGUCGUCGAGGGCCUUGCCGACACCGGUCGUAUCGCGAGAGGGGACAUCUUAAAACCGGAUGCACUGAAGGGCGUAAGAAUCCUCGAGGCUGGCUGCGGUGGCGGUGUUCUUGCGGAGGAUCUCGCUCGCCUCGGCGCGUACGUCGUUGGGGUAGACCCGGGCAAGGAGAUGAUUGGUUUGGCCAAGACUCACCUGGAUACCAAAUCCAGCGAACUGAAAAACCUCAUCGAAUACCAUGACAUCACGGUGGAGGAGCACGUGAAGAAGUUCGCCGGAACAUAUGAUGCAAUCGUGUGCUCAGAAGUUAUGGAGCACGUAGACGAAAAGGAAUCGAUCUUGGAAGCAUGCAUUCGUUGUUUAAAGCCUGGUGGAUCUUUGUUUGUGACUACCGAAAAUCAAACCAUGUUGGCAUGGUUUAUAUUCAUCAUAAUUCCAGAGUAUAUCCUCAAAUUCAUUCCGAAAGGAACUCAUUACUACGAAAAGUUUGUCUCGCCGGAAACGAUAUCCAAGUUGGUCAGCAAAUAUGGAUGCAAGACGCACAGAGUUCGAGGAUUUUUCUACGACCGAAUGUUCAACUCAUGGAAUUUUAUCGACAACGAUGAUUGUAAUUAUGGAUUGCAUGCUGUGAAACAAUAACGAUCGAUAGGUCGAAGUUUCGGAUCAAACAAAUUAGUCCAAAGCACACGUUUAAAUUAAUAAAACACCUAUACUUCA